GCGGGCAAUGCAUGCUGGGAUCUGUAGUCAUAUGAAGCCAGAGACUCAUGACACUGAACAUUCCCCACACAUCUAUCCCAGCAAGAGCCAAGUCACGUGGGAGGCAGCUGCGCCCUCUGCGUCACUUCCUCUAUAGCUCCGCAUCCAAUCAGCUUUGUGUUUAUGUCGGGCUGCUGAAUAUUCAUGAGAGAGGCAGCAGGCAGGCGGCAGAGGGGAGCGGUGAAUUGAGGAGACAGCGACCCGGGCAGGACAGGGGGAGGCAGGCUGUGUGUGUGAGGUCUGGGCGGGGGGCUCUCUACAGCCUGUGUAGGCGCCAUACGUCUCUAUAUAUGCUGACAAUCCUGGUGGUGAGCUGCCUGUAGCCGCGGGAGCUGAGCUGUGCAGUGGCUGCUCUUGGUGGCAUGCCAGCGGGCCUUCAUCUUCUGCUGCCUCCGCUGCGUCUUCAUCCCUGACUCCGAAGGCAUUAAAUCCACGGCUGCCGGAGAGGACUCUGGGCGCCUCCCGAGGGACCUGCUCCCCUGCUCUUCCUUCUGUCUGCAGGGGAGAAGAAUGAGAGAGAAUGAGCCAGAGAGACACCCUGGUGCAUCUGUUUGCUGGAGGAUGUGGGGGCACUGUAGGUGCCAUAUUAACAUGCCCCUUGGAAGUUGUGAAGACAAGACUACAGUCCUCAUCAGUGACUUUCUACAUUUCUGAAGUUCAGCUCAACACCGUGAAUGGCGCCAGUGUUAACAGAGUGGCAAGAGUGUCUCCAGGACCACUGCACUGUCUUAAGAUCAUUUUACAGAAGGAGGGUCCACGUUCCCUAUUCAGAGGUCUGGGCCCUAACUUAGUGGGUGUGGCUCCAUCCAGGGCCAUCUAUUUUGCAGCUUACUCAACCUGCAAGGAAAGGCUGAACCAUGUAUUUGCGGCAGAUUCCACCCAAGUUCACAUGGUCUCUGCUGGGGCAGCAGGCUUUACUGCAAUCACAGCCACCAAUCCCAUCUGGCUGGUAAAAACACGGCUACAGCUGGAUGCAAGGAACCGAGGUGAAAUACGCAUGAGUGCUUUUGAUUGCAUCCGCAAGGUGUACAGGGCGGAUGGUCUGAAGGGUUUUUACAGGGGCAUGUCUGCUUCAUAUGCUGGCAUCUCUGAAACUGUUAUCCACUUUGUUAUUUACGAAAGUUUAAACGAAAAUUGCUUGGAACAUAAGAUUGCAUCAACCAUUGAUGAGGAUGAGGAGUCUGUAAAAGAAGCUUCUGAUUUUGCUGGACUCAUGUUGGCAGCCGCAACGUCCAAGACAUGUGCCACCUCAAUAGCUUACCCUCAUGGUGAGUGGACCUAGACAAUGUCAUUUCUA
This is a messenger RNA of Hyla sarda, 1336 nucleotides long. RefSeq names its product solute carrier family 25 member 36 (gene SLC25A36). The record is from RefSeq and is a predicted model, not a curated record. Gene Ontology annotation, cellular component: mitochondrion. Gene Ontology annotation, molecular function: pyrimidine nucleotide transmembrane transporter activity. NCBI's taxonomy places the organism in Eukaryota, Metazoa, Chordata, Amphibia, Anura, Hylidae. Gene Ontology annotation, biological process: pyrimidine nucleotide import into mitochondrion.